CACACUAAAAUCAAAUAGAGAAGAUGUCAGCUGAACCUGGUCCUUCAUAUGCACCAAAAAACAUCCUAUUAACUGGUGCAGCCGGCUUCAUAGCCUCCCAUGUAACCAGCAGACUAAUCAAGAACUAUCCAAACUACAAGAUUGUGGCCCUUGAUAAGCUAGACUACUGUUCCAGCUUCAAGAAUCUCCAAUCUUGUCUCAACUCCUCAAACUUCAAAUUCGUCAAGGGUGAUAUUGGUUGUGCUGACCUUGUCAAUUACCUCUUGGUAGCAGAGGACAUUGACACUAUAAUGCACUUUGCUGCCCAAACCCAUGUGGAUAAUUCCUUUGGGAACUCCUUUGAAUUCACCACCAACAAUAUAUAUGGCACACAUGUACUUCUUGAGGCUUGCAAAGUUACUGGGCGCGUCAAAAGGUUCAUCCAUGUUAGUACUGAUGAAGUUUAUGGGGAGACUGAUUUAGAGACUGACAUUGGCAAUCCUGAGGCCUCUCAGCUUCUUCCCACCAAUCCAUACUCUGCCACAAAAGCAGGCGCAGAAAUGCUUGUCAUGGCUUAUAAUAGAUCCUAUGGCCUCCCAACAAUAACAACUCGAGGCAAUAAUGUGUAUGGCCCUAAUCAAUAUCCAGAAAAGCUUAUACCGAAAUUCAUUCUCCUUGCCAUGAAGGGAGAGAAGUUGCCGAUCCAUGGUAAUGGCUCAAAUGUGAGAAGCUAUUUAUAUUGUGAGGAUGUUGCUGAAGCAUUUGAUGUCAUACUUCAUAAAGGGGUUAUUGGACAUGUAUACAAUAUUGGCACUCAAAAGGAAAGGGGAGUCUUGGAUGUGGCUGAGGACAUUUGCAAGCUGUUUGGAUUGGAUCCUAAAGAAGCCAUAAGUUUUGUUCAAGACAGACCAUUUAAUGACCAGAGGUACUUCUUGGAUGAUCAAAAGCUAAAGAAGCUUGGCUGGGAUGAAAGGACCUCUUGGGAGGAUGGGCUAAAGAUGACAAUGGAGUGGUAUACUAAGAAUCCUAAUUGGUGGGGUGAUGUAUCUUCUGCUCUUCACCCACACCCUGGUGUUUCCAUGAUAACUCAAUCCAGUGAUGAUGCUUGGUUCUUUCAGUAUGGGCACACGAGAAUUACAAGAGAAUUCAGUCUGAGUAAUGGCAGUUCAGGAUUGAAAUUCUUGAUAUAUGGAAGGACAGGUUGGCUAGGUGGAUUAUUAGGGAAGCUCUGUGAAGACCAGGGCAUAGUCUAUGAAUAUGGGAAGGGAAGACUGGAAGAUAGGAAGUCACUCUUGGAGGAUAUAAGGAGAGUAAGGCCAAGCCAUGUGUUUAAUGCAGCGGGAGUUACUGGGAGGCCAAAUGUUGAUUGGUGUGAAUCACACAAGGUUGAAACAAUUAGAACUAAUGUGGUGGGUACAUUAACUUUAGCUGAUGUUUGCAAGGACCAAGGUCUGUUGAUGAUUAAUUUUGCCACUGGCUGCAUAUUUGAGUAUGACAAGGAGCACCCCCAAGGAUCAUGUAUAGGAUUCAAGGAGGAAGAUAAGCCUAAUUUCACCGGUUCCUUCUAUUCCAAGACUAAGGCCAUGGUGGAGGAGCUUAUAAUAGAAUAUGAGAAUGUCUGCACUCUCAGGGUUCGAAUGCCAAUAUCAUCAGAUCUCAGCAACCCAAGAAACUUCAUCACGAAGAUCAGUCGUUACAACAAAGUGGUGACCAUACCCAAUAGCAUGACGGUACUAGAUGAGCUCCUACCCAUCUCCAUUGAGAUGGCAAAGAGGAAUUGCAGUGGAAUUUGGAACUUCACCAAUCCAGGAGUUAUAAGUCACAAUGAGAUUUUAGAGAUGUACAGAGAUUACAUUGACCCAAAAUUCACUUGGGUGAAUUUCAAUUUGGAGGAACAAGCCAAGGUGAUAGUAGCUCCAAGGAGUAACAAUGAGUUGGAUGCUUCGAAGCUCAAAAACGAGUUCCCCGAAUUGCUAUCAAUCAAAGAUUCAAUCAUCAAAUAUGUCUUUGAGCCUAACAAGAAGACUUGAAUAUUCAUUUUUGUUGCAAUUAAGGAAAAAUUUGUAUCUCAGAGUUCCGGAGAUGGAAGGUGACAAUUUUACCAUAAGGUUAUU
This is a messenger RNA of Quercus robur (English oak), 2093 nucleotides long. RefSeq names its product trifunctional UDP-glucose 4,6-dehydratase/UDP-4-keto-6-deoxy-D-glucose 3,5-epimerase/UDP-4-keto-L-rhamnose-reductase RHM1-like. Gene Ontology annotation, molecular function: dTDP-glucose 4,6-dehydratase activity. Lineage: Eukaryota; Viridiplantae; Streptophyta; Magnoliopsida; Fagales; Fagaceae. The record is from RefSeq and is a predicted model, not a curated record. The coding region runs from base 24 to 2009 and encodes 661 amino acids. Gene Ontology annotation, biological process: nucleotide-sugar metabolic process. The transcript has 2 exons.